UAGAUUAGAAACUGGCCAGCAGAAGGUUAGAGCUGCUUUCAUGCUCUUCCUAUACACUCUAUUCGGUUCACUCUUUAUGCUAGUUUCAUUUAUAACUAUUUACUUGGCUAGCGGGUCAACGGACAUUUUGGUUCUAUCUCAUAUGUACAUCGAGCCUUCUGCACAGCGACUACUCUGGUUAGGCAUCUUCCUAGCAUUAGCAAUUAAAACUCCAUUGCUUCCUCUCCACAUUUGGCUGCCUCUUGCUCACACCGAAGCUCCGUUAGCGGGCUCAAUACUUUUAGCUGCCCUAGUGUUAAAAAUGCCCAUCUACGCUUUUCUCCGUAUCUUGUUACCCAUUCUACCUGAUGGUUCUCACUACUUUACCCCGCUGGUCUACACUCUUUGUGUAAUAAGCAUAGUUUACUCUUGUUUCAGUACGCUUCGGCAAAUCAACUUAAAGAGUAUCGUUGCCUACUCAUCCAUUGGGCAUCUUGCAAUAUGUGUUUUAGGAGUAUUCUCUAAUAGUGUACAGGGUAUCGAGGGUGGAAUCUACCUUGGGUUGGGUCAUGGUCUUGUUUCUCCGGCGCUCUUCAUCUGUGUUGGGAUUCUCUAUGAUCGCUAUCAUAGCUUAAUAAUUCACUACUACAGAGGCGUAGCUGCCAUGAAGCCGGUUUUCGCGUUCCUCUUCUUUAUCUUCAUCUUGGCGAAUAUGGCCGCACCCCUAACAGCCAACUUCAUUGGGGAGUUCCUUUGUUUUCUUGGGUCGUUCCAUCGCAACCCUGCCGCAACUCUCUUGGCCACCUCGUCGGUGGUCCUCGUGGCAAGUUACUCUAUUUGGCUCUAUAAUCGUGUUUGCUUCGGGUCAUUCUCCCCAUAUCUUAAACCACUCUCGGACCUUAACCGGCGAGAGUUUUAUGUUCUGCUGCCUCUCUUAGUGCUUACCAUUCUCUUAGGAAUUAUCUCGAAUAUCGUCCUAGAUUGCUUGCAUGUGCCA
Acaulospora morrowiae is the source of this 976-nucleotide messenger RNA. Lineage: Eukaryota; Fungi; Glomeromycota; Glomeromycetes; Diversisporales; Acaulosporaceae. The record is from the annotation of a GenBank genome assembly.